CGGUACCGCAACGCUGGAGGCAAUUUGCCAACUGGAGGCAAAUCGCCGAAGAAGAAAAACACACGGAAGUGGACAUUGUUUUGAUUUUUGUCGCGGCGGGAAAGAUCACGGUGAGAGAUUCUGACCAUGUCGUCCAAACAACGGGAUCUGGCCAAAUCUAAUAUCUCCCCAGUUCUCUUCAUGACCGUGGACGGUGAACCCAUGCCGUUCUUCUUGCGACCGGGUCCCGUCAAACGCAAGAUCCAGCCGCUCAUCACAUGUGGAGGAGGGAUGUUGUGCAACGUCCAGCAGCCAGGAGCAAUCCUGCUGAUUGACCCAGAGGAAAGAGGCUCUAUUCCUGAAACUACUACUCACUGGUACGUGUCCACCCAGUACAUUUACGACUGUAUCGAGAAGGAAGAACAGCUAAAUGUAGAGGACUACAGGUUAAAUCCUGAAGUGAUCCCAAAACACUCUGCUAGACUCAACAACAGCAAAGAGGGCUCCCCUAGACUCUCAGGAGGCAGGGUUGGCUACACCCCUGAAGAAGAUGCAGCCAUUUUAAGUUAUGUCAGCAAGCACAAGGCCGAGACUGGGGGAAACCGGCUUUGGCAAGAGAUGGAGAAGCAGCGUGUGACCGAUCACAGCUGGCAGUCGAUGAAAUAUCGUUACAGAGCACAACUGGCUAAGAAGCAGGCUGAGGUCGAGGAGGUGAAAACAACAGAGGAAGAGGCCAAGGAGGAGGGAAAUCAAGAGACAGACGUUCAGGAACUUUCCAGUGAAGAUGCUGCUCCUCCCCAGACACAUCCCCCAGCAACAGAACCUCUUCAGACACAUUCAGAUGAAUCAGACCUUACACAGAUAGAUGCCCAGCCCAUACCAGCUGAAAGCCCACAACCAGAAAAAGUAGAAGCUGAAACCUCAAACUCCCCCCAACCUGGAGGGCCUUGUUUGGACCCGCAGACUGAUGGCCACCUGAUUCCAGCUGAGAUCACAGAACCAGAAACAGCAGUGCCACAAACAACAGUCUCUCCACAGAAAGAAAGUGUGCCAGAGGACUCCCCGCAUUCCCUGCCUGACACUUUUAAUCCAAAAAAGCCAAAGGAGAAACAGGGAGCCUCCCCCAAACUGGAACAACCGCAGCGUCGAACAACACGCAGGCAGCUUGAGCUCCAGGCGUCAUCAUCACCUGAACCUUAUGGCAAAAAACUCAGAUCAUCGUCAUCUUCUGCUGAGACACUGUCACCAUCUCCCCAGCCCGCAAAGAAAACUACACCAGCCAUUAAGCCUGCUCUUCAAAAACACACAACAAUGGACCUGCCGCCUUCUAAGAGAGCCAGAGUAAAGAAUGUGGAAACAGUGGCAGAGAGUCAGCAAGAGGAGAGUGAAGAAGCUGCCGUCUCUGAAACACCACAACCAGAUGAAGAAUCUAAUUCAUUGCCACAGAAAGAAGAGACAAAAAAAGAAAAGAGAAAGCUGGGGAUUCUGGAGUUGGCUACAAAGGAGUUUGAAGAUGAAAGUGAGUCUUCUGAGGAUGAAACUCCAGAUCUCCAAAACCCAGCUGAGAUAGAGGUGUUACAGCCCACAUCAACAGCACCCUCCCUCCCGCCUUCAGACACAGCAGCAGAUCUCGCCUCCACACAGUCCAACCCUGAACCUGGGCCCAGCCCCCAGGAGAAAGUGCAACAGACCCAGGCCUUCAGCAGUAACCAUGUACCAGAGACGGGCCGCCCUAAACCCGCAGCUUCUGAUCCUGCAGCUACUGACGCUGUCUUCGCAGCCUCCAGGGCCCACCUUUUCAUAUUCGACAGUGACUCUCAGGAAGUAGACUCUCAGUCCCCUAUUGGUGACGGUACCGCAGCUGUGUCCAACCCCGAGCACCUAGUGAACCAAGACGCUGCACCAUCUCUGACUCAGAUCCAGUUAGAGGAGGACGAGCAGCGGAUCAGAGAGCUGAUGAACCAGACAAACCAGGACUUAGUUAGUGUGACCAAAGCCCUGUUGAAGACCAGCGGAGACGUCUCUGCUGCACUGGAUCUGCUUUUGAAUCCCUCCUCCAUUUCUGGACCAUUUUGGAAUCGCCAUGAUGACGGUCUUUUGCGCUCCGCUGAUCCUGUCGUCCACCAGCAGCUGCAGGAGAAAUAUGGUGAGAGGGAAGUGGCCAAAAGAAUAGUGUUUCUCGAGGUGGAGGGAUGAAGGAGGAGAUCUAGAAGCAUCUCUUACAUCAAAUAACUAGUGUGAAAUCAGCGAGGUAGUUGGCUGAUAUUCAUUAUAGUUUGAAUUUCCACGUCCACUGUCUGUUUCUUCGUUGUCCCCAAUUCUUUCAACAUGAAAUCUAAAAAUUUUGUGGACCUUCUUUCGUAAUGGUUUGUUCUGACUACAACCUGAGACAUUUGAGGAUAAAAAGAUUUCCAGGCGGUUUAAGUAUUAGAAGUUUUUAUGUAAAUUACAUAUUAAGGCUAUUAGGCUAUUGUGCCAUUCUGUUGAGUUGUUUUGGAAACAAAAUGUUUUAAUGCAUUUUAGCAUAAAAAUACUUUUAUCAUGUUAUGUGUUUUUUUAAUGUUUUUGUUUUCAUUGAAUGCAAAAUAAAAUUGGUCAUGUGUCAUAC
Messenger RNA from Xiphias gladius (swordfish), 2587 nucleotides. RefSeq names its product telomeric repeat binding factor 2, interacting protein (gene terf2ip). Gene Ontology annotation, cellular component: shelterin complex. The record is from RefSeq and is a predicted model, not a curated record. The coding region runs from base 127 to 2175 and encodes 682 amino acids. Gene Ontology annotation, biological process: regulation of DNA-templated transcription; telomere maintenance via telomere lengthening. Gene Ontology annotation, molecular function: telomeric repeat DNA binding. The transcript has 9 exons. NCBI's taxonomy places the organism in Eukaryota, Metazoa, Chordata, Actinopteri, Istiophoriformes, Xiphiidae.